CAAUGGAGGGCACCGGCAAAAAGAGUCGCAAAAAGGUCGACCCCAAAGUGCUGGAAGCUUGCAUGAGCGCGGUUCGUUCCGGGGAAAAAUCCUUCUACGCCGCCAGCAAGUCCUACGGCAUUCCGACCUCCACCAUCCGCUACCGGAUGAGCGAUGAAUGGAAGAACCGAGCUCAGAAAGGGUCGGGCACGGUGCUGACGCCGGCCGAGGAGAAACGGAUCAUUGGCUGGCUGCAGGACAGCGAGGCAAAGGGUCUUCCGGUGGGGAAGCAAACGCUUCUUUUUAAGAUUAGAGAUUUGCUCGUGGAAAACCCGCGACCGACACCGUUUAAGGACAAUGUUCCGGGUCGGAAGUGGCUCACUGGAUUUCUCAAGCGUCAUCAAGGAAAAGUAACGCUGCGAACCGCUGAAGCGGUAAUUGCGGCCGGACCAUCCAGCAGUCGCGACCCCGCCGAUGAAACCAAGGAUAUCAAGCAGGAACGCUUGGAGGAAAUUUUCGCCGAGCCGAUAACCAUCCUAAAGGGCCACAAAUCGGAACCUCCUUCAACGUUUUGCUCGCUCUGUUUGCGGCAAUGCUUGGAGGAGCAGAUCCAGGAAUUUUCCUCCUACCAGAGUUGGAACGGGGCCAGCUGCGAAGAUCGUCGGGGGAAGUUGGAGCAGAUGCUGGGAGGCGUGCAGAUUGACGGGGACAUUUGUCGGACCUGUUGGCGCAUGGUCGAGCUGGCCGUGGACUUCCGGCAGAGCUGCUUGAAGAUAGUUGAGAUGAAGGAGAGGUUUCCGGUUGGAGUUGCGAGGAAGGAUGGGGACGUGGAAGAAUGGUUUGCUGGAGGAACCUUGGAAGGUUUGGGUCGAACGCGGAAGAUGGUGCAGGAUCAUGUGGAGCGCGUAGAGUUCGCGGAGGUCAGUUUGAGGAAUGAAAUCAACAUGAAAGUAGAGAAGGGUUCUGACGAUGAUAUGGCUUUGUUGGAAGAAGAUACGGAUUUUUGUGAAGAUCACUUCGAAGCAGACGCUGGAAGCAAUCCUGAUGAAUCAACAGAGAACGUGGAAGAACCCAGCGAUGAACCAGACUUAACUCUGGCCGAAAGCAUCCCAAUUCCACUGUUCACUUGUACCAGCUGCAACAGAUCGUUCGAGAGCAAAGUGUCGCUGCACGUCCAUCUGAACUACUGCGACAGUUCGAAAACGGAACCUAUCCGCACGUUCAGCUGCACAGUCUGCUCGGCGGAUUUCAUGUGCCGCGAGUCGUUGACCGGCCACCUCAACAAGCACAAAGGAAUCAAACCGUUCCAGUGUUCCAAACCCAGCUGCACCAAGACCUUCUACAGUCCGAUGACGCUGCGCGUCCACGAGCGAGGUUGCGGCUCGUCCCCGUUCGUUUGUGCGCUGUGCGGAGUGACCACCAAGACCCUUUCGAGCUACAGAGCGCAUCAGGAGACACAUAACGAGCGUACGCUGGCCUGUCCGGAUUGUGAUAAGAAGUUCUCGUCGAGGACCUACCUCAAAAAGCACCAGAAGGUGCACACGAACGCACGGAACUACCCGUGUACGGAGUGCGGGAAGACGUUCAAGACGAACUAUGCGGCGCGGGUUCAUAUGAGGAUUCACACGCAGGAGAAGCCGUUUAGUUGUGCGAUUUGUGGGAUGGGAUUCGCGUACAAAUGCUUAGUGAAACCGCACAUGGAGAAGAACCACGAGGGAGCGAUUUAAUAAAUCUUGACGAAGGAAUGUUUCACUUCA
Culex quinquefasciatus (southern house mosquito) is the source of this 1736-nucleotide messenger RNA. Its product is annotated as zinc finger protein 79. Gene Ontology annotation, molecular function: DNA-binding transcription factor activity; RNA polymerase II cis-regulatory region sequence-specific DNA binding. The coding region runs from base 3 to 1706 and encodes 567 amino acids. Lineage: Eukaryota; Metazoa; Arthropoda; Insecta; Diptera; Culicidae. The transcript is spliced from 3 exons. The record is from RefSeq and is a predicted model, not a curated record. Gene Ontology annotation, biological process: regulation of transcription by RNA polymerase II.